Molecule: messenger RNA, 3282 nt
Organism: Tetrahymena thermophila SB210
Lineage: Eukaryota; Ciliophora; Oligohymenophorea; Hymenostomatida; Tetrahymenidae
Exons: 7
Source: RefSeq, a predicted model, not a curated record
UUUUACAUCUAAAUCCAAUAACGAAAAAGAAAAAUUAAAGAAAAGGAUAGAAAAGUUUAUAGUAAAUAUUAUAUAAUUAUGAUAAGACGCCUUGUUAAAUUAGCAUCCCACAAAUAACUGGGAACAACAAAUCAAUAACCAAGCAAAUUUACUAUCAUGAAUAGCUGCACUUAUUUCUCUAGUUUAUGUUCUUAAUAAGCAUUUCAUAGAUUCUCAACUAAGAAGUUAGGUAAUACUAAGAGCACAUAAACAAGCACAUUUCAUAAAACUCCUUUCACGAAUGGAGAACCUUAAGUAUCAUCUCUUUAGUUUAAUUUAGAUGAAGAUGAAUGUCCUGAGUUAAAUGAAUUGAAGGAGUAUUUCACAACUUAGGAAUAGGAUGACUUAGAUUAAAAUGAUGAAUUUUUAGAAGAUGAUGAAAGAGGACUCACUUAAUUCGACCUUAAUGAAGGUGGUGAAAGUGAUUUUUCUGAAGAGUUCGAAAAAGCAAUAUAAAAUAGUAAUUCAAAAAGACUUAAUAAUGAAAAAUGUUUAUUUGAUUCAAAGAGCAGUCAAAAUAUUGGUCGUAAUCCACAAUAAAAAGGCUUAUUUUCAGCUCUUGAAAGCUAAUAAGGUACUGAAUAAAUAGAAGAAUCUUAAGAAAAAAAAGGGCUAAUGUAUUUGAGAAAGAAUAAAAAUCAUCCAACUUUUUUGGAAAAAAAAUUCGGCUUAAAUAUUUCUAGUGAUCCAAGAGAGAGAUAGGCAGAUUUACAAAAGUUUGUCUUAAAGGCCCUUUAGCUCUUAAAUGCAAAGCAAAUAUAACAUUUUAUUUAGAUUAUUGAAUACUUUAAAAGCAAAUUAACUACUCAUAAUUUCAAGAAAUCAUAGAAUGUUCAUGAAGAAUUCUUUAUGAAAUAGGUUUAUAAGCUAUUUGAAAACAACUAAGCUGAUGAACUUAUGGAUCUAUUUUUAAAGUGCGACUUAAUUGAUAUUAACAUUAAUUUAUUUAACAACAAUGUAGUAGACUACGAAAAAUAAUAUGAAAUUAAAAAUAAAUUUAAAUAAUUUGAUUCAUUUUGCAAAUAAAAUUAACCUAAUGGCAACCACUUCUUGUUGAACGAACUUGCUGAAAAAUAUAAUAAUAUUGAUUACUACAAGUAUUCAUCUUUGUAGCAUGAAGACUUGGAAAAUUAAAUUGAUGAAUUAGAUAUUGACACAUUUGAUAAAAGCAGCACUCACCACAAUAAAAACUAUUCUUAAAACGAGUCAGCUAUUGAACAUUAAUAGGAAGAUAUUUAUAAAUAAAAGCAAGUUAAUGAAUUUAAAAAAUCAAGUAAAGAAUCCUCAAAUGUAUUUGAAGGAAAAAACAAAUAAACAAAGUAAAUAGAUAGUACAAAUGUUGAUAUUUUUUAAGGCGAAAUUGCUAUGGAUAAAGAACACUAGCUAUUUUAAAAAGUUACCAUGUAUGAAUAUGAAAAGCAUGGCAGCAUUAAAAAUUUAGAUUCAAAAUUAUUUGAGUAAUUAACUCUAAAUGAGAAUAAAAACUCAAUAUAAUAAAAAUAUGACAUAUUCAAGAAUGACAGUCUCUAAAAAAAUUGGAAUUCAAGUUUGCUAGAUGAGCAAGAAAUCCCUUUAAAUACUUUACCAGAAAACUCAUUAAGUAUCAACUAGAAUCUUAUCUUUAGUGAAAAUUUAAUGCUUGAGCCUACAGUUUAUUCUUAAUAAAAGAUAAUGCAAAUAGGAAGAUAAUUUGAAAGCUAAUUUGAUAAUAAUCUUAGCUUAAUUGAUGAUAUAGAAAAUGAAUAGUCAAUGUCAAACAGCUCCAAUCUCCCUCUUGUUUCUAACUAAGCCUCUGCCAUAAACAUAAAAUUACAAGAAAAAGAUUUUUAUGAACUCCUUAAUUUAGAGUCAGAACGUGCAGCAAUAACUACAAAGAAAAUCAAUAGAAUUCACAAUAAUAAAAUGGUUUUGAAGUCUGCCUUUGAAGUCAAUGUUUAACAAUCAGACGAAGUUAUCCUCUUAAAGCAAGAAAAAAAUUUAAUCCCUAAAAAAUUUGAAAAAUCUAAUUGGGUUUAUUUAUAUAACUUACCUUAUGAUUUGAACGAAGUCCCAAAUUAUACUACUUACUUAAAGAAAUUCAUAGAGUCUUCAUUUGGCGAAAUCGAAGAUAUGAACUUCUUCAACUAUAGAGAAUUCUUCGAAAUUGAAAGAGUUAAGGGUAAAGAGGAUCCAAUUCAUAGAAAUUUAAGAGAUUCCUUACAAGAAUAAUAUAUUUAAACAAAUGUCACUUCUAACUCACCAUCAUCCCCAAAUGGCGAAAAAACUAAAAGAAAAUCAACAAAAACUGGAAUUAAUGCUCUAAAUGAUGAUGAGCUCUUGGAACAUAUCUACUAAAACAACUAGAUCAAUCCAGAUUUUUGUAAUAAAACCUUGAAGAGAACUGAAAAAAUUCUUGAAAAAAUAUAAAAUAAGAGAGAGAAAAAGUUUAAUAGAAGUUAUGCCAUGAUUAAAUUUAAAACUUAUGAGCAAAAAGAAAAGGUGCUUUCUUAAGACAUCAGAUUAUUUGGUAUCUAAAAUUUUAAUGAAAUGUUUUACUUUGAUGAUGCUGAUUACAAGAGAACCUUAAUUAUCACUAAAAUCCCUUGGGGUAUCAAAAUAGAGUAUUUGAUUAAUAAAAUCAAUCAAUAACUCAAUAAAUGCGGUCUUAAGCAUGUUAAAAUCUCAACCGAAAACAUAAAUCUGUCCAAAAUUCUUACUAAUUAUUACUUAAUGGUAAAAAUGAAUGACUUUAAUGAUAGUUUAGAUGUCGUUAACGCUUUCAAGAAGCACGAAUUUUUCAUUGAAAACUAUAGACUUGCAUGUCACCACAGCCACGGUAGCUUAAAGUAAGGACCUCAAGGUUUCUAUGAAAUUGUAGAUACUUACUCAAGUGUAUAUAAAUAAGAACUACUUGAAAGAGUCCAAGAAAGAAAGGUAUUCGAAAUCUGGAAUAUUUAUAAAGAAAAUACUGGAUAUUUAAAUACUAUUCGUGGAAAUAUGCCUCAUGACUCUUAAGAUAGUAUUGAAAUAAAGGAAGAUGAAUUAGAAGAUUACAAUGAAUAUGAUACUGAAAAGAUCUCAGCAAGCACUUAAUCUAAUUAUAACUUCUAGCCAUUUAACUCCUCAGCUGCUGGUUUUUCAAAAUCUUAGUAGUAUUCCUAAUAAAGAUCAAUGUCAGACUAUGGAUACUAUGAGCCACAAGAACAAUAAGAAGAAUAACCUUCAAAUGAUUUGAUUGAAGAGAUCAUAAACAAAAAAAAAUGA